Molecule: messenger RNA, 1098 nt
Organism: Sardina pilchardus (European sardine)
Lineage: Eukaryota; Metazoa; Chordata; Actinopteri; Clupeiformes; Clupeidae
Product: serine protease 33-like
Exons: 9
Coding region: 1-1098 (365 amino acids)
Biological process (GO): proteolysis
Molecular function (GO): serine-type endopeptidase activity
Source: RefSeq, a predicted model, not a curated record
AUGACUGCACUCUCGUGGACUCUCAUCAUGAUGGCAAUGAGUGGGAGUGCCAGUGCCCUGGUGUGUGGUAGAAUUCCACUCAUCACCAGGAUUGUUGGAGGUCAGGAUGCUGAUCCAGGUAAUUGGCCCUGGCAAGCCAGUCUUCAGUCAUCUGGCAGCCACUUCUGUGGAGGUUCUCUCAUCAACAAUGAGUGGGUCUUAACGGCAGCUCAUUGCUUUAGCAGCUCUGUCCCCAGUGGCUUGACAGUUGUCCUGGGUCUUGAGGAUCUGGAAGGCAACAACUCCAACAGCGUAAGCCGCAAUGUGAGCCGGAUCAUCAGCCAUCCCAGUUACGACAGCUAUACCAAUGACAACGACAUCGCUCUGCUUCAACUCAGUGCUCCAGUCACCUUCACCGACUACGUGAGCCCUGUUUGUCUGGCUGCCAGUGGGAGCGAAUUCAACAAUGGCACCGACAGCUGGAUCACUGGCUUUGGAACCAUAGCUUCUGGAGUACCCCUUCCAUCUCCUGGGACUCUACAGGAAGUAGAGGUCCCUGUGGUGGGGAACGCUCAGUGUGACAGUUUGUACAGAGUUCGAGGUAUCGAUAUCACAGACAACAUGAUCUGUGCUGGUAUUUCCGCUGGGGGGAAAGACUCCUGUCAGGGAGACUCCGGAGGACCGAUGGUGAGUAAACAGGACGCUGUGUGGGUCCUGUCCGGUGUCGUUAGCUUUGGAUUCGGUUGUGCUGAACCCAAUUUUCCUGGAGUCUACACCAGGGUGUCCCGUUACGAGAGCUGGAUCAACUCCCAGAUCAGCAGCGACCAACCAGGCUUUGUCCAUUUCAACUCCAGUGAGGUAGAUUCUGACGCCAGCUCCUCCAAUUCAGAGGAUCCCUCUCCAACCGGCAAUACCACCUCUGAACCUGCCACUACACCCUCUUCAUCAGAUUCGCCCCUCUCAGGUGGGAGUUCCAGUGUCCUGGGCAUUUUUUACCCGUUUGGAUCGGCUGCGGGUGAUACUUUCAGCUAUCUUUUACAUAACAGCAGCUCCCCUCUCAUUCCCCUGCUCCGCUUGUUUCCUUUCUUUGGUCGCACGUACCAGCAGAUAUACAAUUAG